AUGCCGGCCGUCGCGGAGGACUGGUGCCCGCCGUCCGACGACGCAGAGGCGAUCGAGCUCUCGCCGCUAGACGAGCCGCCGCCAGACAAGCCCGCCGCGCCGGACGGGCUGCGCGCCAGCGUCCAGUCGGACGCGUCGCUCGCUUCGCCGGAGAGGACCGAGUCCAAGGCGCUGCUCUUCUCGACCUCCGCGCGCAAGGGCAAGCCGUCGGGCGGAGAGGGCGGCAGCCUCGCCCGCGCGGGGAGCAGAGCCUUCCGCGCGCUCGAGGAGGACGGCGAGGCGGGAGGCGAGGCCGAGGUCGAUUUUGGGGAGCUGCCGACGAAGGAGUCGUCGCAGCGGGACAACAGCGACGGAGAGGACAGCGAUUUGGACGAGUAG
Molecule: messenger RNA, 378 nt
Organism: Emiliania huxleyi CCMP1516
Lineage: Eukaryota; Haptophyta; Isochrysidales; Noelaerhabdaceae
Exons: 3
Coding region: 1-378 (125 amino acids)
Source: RefSeq, a predicted model, not a curated record